Molecule: messenger RNA, 882 nt
Organism: Coffea eugenioides
Lineage: Eukaryota; Viridiplantae; Streptophyta; Magnoliopsida; Gentianales; Rubiaceae
Exons: 5
Coding region: 1-882 (293 amino acids)
Source: RefSeq, a predicted model, not a curated record
AUGAGGACUGCAGUUGAUUUGAUAAAUCUUUCUCCAUCAGUUCCUCUAGAUGGUGAUAUCCCUGAGAGGGUAUGGACGGAAAAAGAUGUGUCCUUUAAGCACUUGAGAGUUUUGGUUGUCGGGCUGUAUGAUCCUAUUGAGAAGAAGGUGAUUAGGAGCAGAGAUCUCGUUUUCUUUGAAGAUCAAACCAUUGAAAACAUUGAUAAAGGUGAUAAUUCAAAAUCUUCAGAUGACAUUCCUGCUAGCUCAAUUUCAGAUCCAAAUUCAAUUCUAGUACCUGUUGAUUUUAAUCAAGAGGAAGCUGAGACAAAGCAGAGAGAGAAUGUUAAUGAUGAUGGAGGAGAGCCAGAGUCCUACUGCGAGGCUUUAGAGUAUGAGAACAAAGAAGAUUGGUUGCGAGCCAUGCAACCAAUGACGUCCCUGCAUGAGAAUCAUACUUAUGACUUAGUGAAACUGCUUAAGGCCAGUUUGAAUUUGGAAAUCGAACAACUUGAUGUAAAAACAGCCUUCUUGCAUGGCGACUUGGAAGAGAAGAUCUACAUGGAGCAAUUGGAGGGGUUCAAAGAAAGUGAUAUGAAAAAUCUUGUAUGCCAUCUCAAGAAGAGUUUGUAUGGGUUAAAACAGGCAUCGAGACAGUGGUAUAAGAAAUUUGACUCCUUCAUGAUAGAUCAUGGGUGCCAUAGGACUACAUUUGAUCACUGUGUUUAUGUGAAAAAUUUUUCAAAUGGUGAUUUUGUUAUUCUCUUGCUAUAUGUUGAUGACAUAUUGAUUGUUGGUCGUGAUACUAUAAAAAUUGACAGGUCAAAUAUUGCUCAUGCAGUUGGAAUAGUCGGUUGGUAUCUUUCAAAUCCUGAUAAGGAGCAUUGGAAUGCUAUCAAAUGA